CGGGGCCGGGGCCGGGGCCGUGGGCGGGCUUAGAGACGAACAGGGCGGACCUAGGCCCCGGCGACAACCCAGUUCUAGCCUUCGGCGAGCAGUCUUCUCGAAGAGGCCUGUUGGACGCGAAGAGGAGAUUGCGGGCUCCCGGGACCUCUUCCAUCACCCGUCCCUGCGCUUUCGGGCUGGAGGCUCCUCGCCCUUCGUGCUCAGGCCGUUGGCCGCUUGCAGAUGGCUUUGUUUACGGUCGUCUUCCUCCGGGGAGAGGCCUUCGGGAUCAUUUCACACCCGCGCCACCCGCAAGGCCUGGAGAUUUGGGCUCCGUGGACCCGAGACGCUGAGCCACCUUCUUCCCUCCGGGACCUGGAGCCCUGGAGCCGAAGCCAUGCCUACUUGGGGGGCUGCCUCCCCGAUCCCGAUCCCUGACCGCUUUGCGGUGUCUGCGGAGGCAGAAGACAAGGUUCGGGAGCAGCAGGCCCGCUUGGAGCGCAUCUUCAGCGUGGGCAUGAGUGUGCUGUGUAAGGACUGUCCGGAGAACCCUCACAUCUGGCUACAGCUUGAGGGCCACAAGGAGAAUGUCAGCAGAGCCAAGGAGUACCUGAAGGGGCUGUGCAGCCCAGAGCUUCGGAGUGAAGUCCACUACCCACCCAGACUGCACUGCAUCUUUCUGGGAGCCCAUGGCUUCUUCCUUGACUGCUUGACUUGGAGCACAUCUGCCUACCUGGUGCCCCUGGUGUCUGGCUCACUGAUGAUCAGUGGCCUAACUGAGGCCUUUGUGAUGGCGCAGAGCCGAGUGGAGGAGCUAGCCCAGCGACUGAGCUGGGAUCUUGAACCUCAGCCUGGUCCUGGAACCUGUAAGAGUGCUGGAGUGCUGAGAGACUUCUCUGCUCUGCUGCUGUCCCGGGAGGAUGCCUACAGAGAGGCCCUGUUGCAGCUGCCCCUGGCUGUCCAGGAGGAAUUACUCAGUCUGGUGCAGGAGGUGUCCAGAGGCAAAGGGUCACAAAUGCUGGCCUCUUGGGAGGGGAGGAAUGCAGGCCUGUUGAGUGCUCAGUGCCAGGGAGUCAAGGGAGUCAGGGAAUCCCUGAACACUGGAAAUGUGGGAUGGGGAGAGUCAAGGUCAGCAAGGGGAGAAAGUCAUACCAUGAAGAAGGAGGGAGGGAAACAUGAUCCCAGGAAGAUGAAUUCAGAAUGGAAGGAGCUGUCUGGGCAAUCACAGACAGCAGAGGAUGCAGAGCCCCUGAAAGGAAAGGCCCUGGGGAAGGAAGAGGUGCCUCCGGAAAGAGGAGCCAGUGUGCAGGGUGAACCUCCUGGUGCCCAUGUCCUCUAUCAGAGGGCAUCUCAACCCCGGGGAGCUUCCCUCCUCCAGCGGCUCCAUAAUGGGAAGGCCUCACCUCCAAGAGUUCCUAGCCCUCCACCUGCACCCGAACCUCGAUGGCCCUGUGGAGAUCGGGGAGACAGGGGCGAUAAACAGCAGGCCAUGGCUCGAGGUCGAGGGUCUCCAUGGAAACGAGGCACCCGUGGGGGCAACUUGGUGACUGGCACACAGCGUUUCCAGGAAGCCCUACAGGAUCCUUUCAACCUGUGUCUUGCUAAUGUGCCUGGCCAGCCAGAUCUCCGCCACAUUGUUAUUGAUGGCAGCAACGUGGCCAUGGUACAUGGCCUCCAGCACUACUUCUCCAGCCGUGGCAUUGCUAUUGCUGUGCAGUACUUUUGGGACCGUGGGCAUCGUGACAUAACGGUCUUUGUGCCUCAGUGGCGCUUCAGUAAGGAUUCCAAGGUCAGAGAGAGUCACUUCCUGCAGAAGCUCUACUCCCUCAGCCUGCUUUCUCUCACCCCCUCCAGAGUCAUGGAUGGAAAGAGGAUCUCCUCCUAUGAUGACAGGUUCAUGGUAAAGCUGGCUGAAGAGACUGAUGGGAUCAUUGUGUCCAAUGACCAGUUCCGGGAUUUGGCGGAGGAGUCUGACAAGUGGAUGGCGAUCAUCAGAGAGCGCUUGCUGCCCUUCACAUUUGUGGGGAAUCUUUUCAUGGUCCCUGAUGACCCAUUGGGAAGAAAUGGCCCUACCUUGGAUCAGUUCCUGAAGAAGCCUAGGAAACAGAGGUCUUCUAAGGCUCACCAUCCCUCUAAGGGCGUCACCGAACAUGGUAAUCAGCAGGGGAGUGAAGAGGAAAGUGGUGGCAUUCGGAAAACCCGAGAGACUGAGCGACUCAGGCGCCAGCUGCUGGAGGUGUUUUGGGGUCAGGAUCACAAAGUGGACUUCAUCCUGCAGCGGGAGCCAUACUGUCGGGACAUUAACCAACUGUCUGAGGCUCUGCUGAGUCUGAAUUUUUAAGCCUUACCUUCAUGGCUACUGACUUUAGCUCCAGCCUCUCCAGGGGAGUCCCUUCUUUGACAAUCUUUCUGCUGCUGACUCUGACCUAGUCUCAGGAGUUGGUGCUUUGGGUUGGGGAAGCCAGGGAAGAGUAAUGGAAUGUAGGAAUACUCUUGCUUGGUGCACUAUUUAAGGACAAGUCCAUAAAGUGACAACCUCAA
Jaculus jaculus (lesser Egyptian jerboa) is the source of this 2520-nucleotide messenger RNA. It is a transcript of the gene Khnyn, whose product is annotated as KH and NYN domain containing. The coding region runs from base 377 to 2320 and encodes 647 amino acids. The transcript has 8 exons. Lineage: Eukaryota; Metazoa; Chordata; Mammalia; Rodentia; Dipodidae. Gene Ontology annotation, molecular function: RNA endonuclease activity; mRNA binding. The record is from RefSeq and is a predicted model, not a curated record. Gene Ontology annotation, cellular component: cytoplasmic ribonucleoprotein granule; nucleus.